Arxiozyma heterogenica is the source of this 1443-nucleotide messenger RNA. It is a transcript of the gene ATG23, whose product is annotated as Atg23p. Lineage: Eukaryota; Fungi; Ascomycota; Saccharomycetes; Saccharomycetales; Saccharomycetaceae. The record is from RefSeq and is a predicted model, not a curated record. The transcript has a single exon. The coding region runs from base 1 to 1443 and encodes 480 amino acids.
AUGAAGUUGGAGGAUGUUCUAAAACAGCAGGUAGAAAUUGAUGAAUUAUUUGUGUAUUUAUGUAAAUUGCAUGAAAGAUUAUUAGUUAGAAAUGAUUCUGAUAAUGAUGACGAUUCUCUACAAGCUAUAUCAUUAAAUAAAGUCCGUCAUGAUUUAAUCGUUUGCUUAAAUGAUUUCAAUACGUUAAAUGAUAUGUUAAUAUCAUUUGAUGGUGCUAUUAAGCAAGAUAUUCGAAUCCUAGAGGAAGCUAAGCUUGAAAUUAAUACUUUAAAACAGAGGAAAGGUGAAUUGUUAAAACAAAGAGAUCAGUGGGUUUUAACUUCUAAUAGCUCAAAUUUUAUAGAUUCAAAUAUUACCAAGAAUAAUAAUGAUGUUAUGCAAAUUAGAACAUCCUACAGAAAUAAAAUUGAUCAAUAUAUUGGAUUAGUAGGGAUACAGAAUACAACCUUGUUUAAUCACUCUGGAUUUACAAUCCAAGGAACUGAAAGACUCAAAGAAUAUGAAGAGGAGAUCUCGUUAACUCCAAAACAAACAAUUGACUCUUUAAGAUUACUAAAUGAUUGUCAGUCGGAGCUUCAAAAGGAGAUCAAGGUACUGAGAGCAUUAUUAAGUAAUUUAGAGAAGGAUUCACAAUUUAUUAUAAAUGAAAAACGACAACUCACUUAUCUCAUUGAAUACCAACGAAAUCAAAUAGAGAAACAAUUAAUUAAUAUUGAAAAUGAAGCAGUUAAAUUGCUAAAUAAAUGUGGUUUUUUAUUUCCAAAAAACUCUGAAACUUCAUCACCCUUUGCACCUUCAAAUAAUAGUUCGAUUAGCAAAAAGUUAUUAAAUUUUUGGAAUCCAAGAGAUAAUCAUGAUAGUACACCAGAGGAUACAAAUAUAUAUAUGGUGAUUGACCACAGUGAUGAAUUCAUCGAUUCAAAAAUUAACACACUGAAAUAUCAACUAAAAUCCAGAAAGAAAAAUUCUACAAAUUUAUUAGUUGACAAACAGCUAUGGCAAGAUUGUGUUAAAACAUUAGAAGACCUGGAGGAUUCUCUAGAAAAGACAUUAUCUGAUGUAGAUAAAGGUUCUAAUUCAGUUUUGUUACCACCUUCUGCUCUAUUAUCUAUGAUUACUAAUGAAAUCGAUUAUUUAAAAGGUUCUUUGAAUAAUACUAAUAAUCCAAGACUGAAAAAUUUGAUCCAGCACGAAAUUGCUAAUCUACAGAUAGCCUGUGACGAAUUGUCUAUUAAGUCAAAUCAUCAAAACAAAACUGAUUCUGAAGAAAUAAGAAAGCCGAAUAUAUCUAUCUCAGAUCAUUAUAUGAGCAAUUUCAUGGAUUAUAAUACAAGAAGCUUAAAGGCACCUUUAAUUAUAGGUAAGUCACCCCCAAAGAUUGGUGUUUCCAACGAAAGCACGAAUAACAUUUUCGAUACAUUCACUAGCAAAAAAACGAAGUGA